This is a messenger RNA of Cyphellophora attinorum, 1491 nucleotides long. RefSeq names its product COP9 signalosome complex subunit 2. Gene Ontology annotation, cellular component: COP9 signalosome. The record is from RefSeq and is a predicted model, not a curated record. The transcript has 2 exons. Gene Ontology annotation, biological process: protein deneddylation. NCBI's taxonomy places the organism in Eukaryota, Fungi, Ascomycota, Eurotiomycetes, Chaetothyriales, Cyphellophoraceae. Bases 1 to 1491 code for a protein of 496 amino acids.
AUGUCCGACGACGAUGAUUUCAUGCAAGACUCCGAUGCCGAGUAUGACUUCGAGUACGAAGACGACGAUGAGCCUGAGGGUGGUGAUGUGGAUGUCGAGAACAAAUACUACAAUGCCAAACAAAUGAAAGCCGACAACCCUCAAGAAGCCAUCGACGAGUUCCUAGGCGUGCCUAGUCUAGAAGAUACGAAAGGGGACUGGGGUUUCAAGGGACUCAAGCAGGCUAUCAAGCUCGAGUUCGCCCUCGCACGAUAUGAAGAUGCAGUCAAACACUACAAAGAGCUACUCACAUACGUCAAGUCGGCUGUCACACGAAAUUACUCGGAAAAGUCCAUCAACAACAUGCUAGACUAUAUUGAGAAGACGGCAUCAGAUCGGACAGCAUACCAAUGUAUGGAAGAGUUCUUUUCGCUUACACUCGACACCUUCCAGGCCACCAACAACGAGCGGUUGGCUCUCAAGACCAAUGUCAAGCUUGCCAAGCUGUAUCUGGACAAGAAGGAGUAUCAACAGCUUUCUAAAAAGGUUCAAGAAAUUCACAAAGCAUGCUUAAGAGACGACGGAACUACGGAUCCAGGCAAAGGCACCUACUCGCUAGAAGCAUAUGCCCUGGAGAUUCAGAUGUACGCCGAGCAGAAGAACAACAAGCGACUGAAAGCGAUCUACCAGAAGGCGCUGGGUGUCAGAUCUGCCGUGCCGCAUCCAAAAGUCCAAGGUGUCAUCCGAGAAUGUGGAGGCAAGAUGCACAUGAGCGAGGAGAACUGGAAGGAUGCACAGAGUGACUUCUUCGAGUCAUUCAAGAACUAUGACGAAGCCGGCUCCAUGCAGCGCAUUCAGGUCUUGAAGUAUCUGGUCUUGACGACCAUGCUUAUGAAGUCCACAAUUAAUCCUUUCGACUCACAAGAAACCAAGCCAUACCGCAACAAUCCUCGCAUCUCAGCAAUGACCGAUUUGGUCGAUGCGUACCAGCGAGACGACAUUCAUCGAUACGAAUCGAUUCUGCGGGACAAUCAAGACCUGCUCGACGACCCCUUCAUUGCCGAGAACAUCGAUGAGGUUAGCCGAAACAUGCGAAGCAAGGCUGUCUUGAAGCUUAUAGCACCCUAUUCCCGCUUUACGCUGCAAUUCGUUGCGAAGCACAUCAAAGUAUCUGUUGGAGAAGUCCAGGAGAUCCUCGGCGUUCUGAUCGUCGAUCGGAAGCUUAAGGCCCAGAUCGAUCAGAGUAACGGCACAGUAGAGAUCGCAGCUGAGAAUUCAGAACGACUGCAACGCCUUCGAGAGUGGACGUCAGCUGUCGACAGUCUUGCCACCACGAUACUGAAUGACGGGGACGGCUUCAAGAUGGCCGACAGUCAGGUCGGUCCGACGUCAAGCUCUUACGAUGCUCUCGGCGGACCAAUGGAGCAAAUGGUGAGUCGAGGUCAGAAACGAGUGGGAGGCGGCGGUCGUGGCCGGGGGAACUUCUUAUCAAAAGGCUUCGGACCAAUCUGA